Messenger RNA from Onthophagus taurus, 570 nucleotides. Its product is annotated as UPF0389 protein CG9231. Lineage: Eukaryota; Metazoa; Arthropoda; Insecta; Coleoptera; Scarabaeidae. The record is from RefSeq and is a predicted model, not a curated record.
UUACGAAUUUGAUUACGUUUAACGUAAUUUUUUUUUAAAGUUGCUACCCUAAAAUUUGAUUGUAAACAGCUGAUUGUGACGUUUGUUGAAGUUAUGGCUAAUUUAUUAAAAUCAUUAACCAUAAGAAAUGCGCAAAACAUUCGAUCGAUUUUUUUGUCAUCGGUGCGCUCAAUCAACCCCAAUUUGCACAAAGUGAACAAUUUCGAAAAGAAGAUGUUGGUGUGGACGAAAAAAUUUAAAACGGUUGAGGAAGUCCCUAAUUUACUCCCUUCUGAAAUGGUGGAUAAAGCAAGAAAUCGUAUCCGUAUCCGUGUAGCAAAUUAUAUGAUGGCCGCUACGUUAAUUGCUUGCGUUGUAGUUGCAUUUUCGGGGCGAAGACUCAGGGAUCAAGGUGAUAGCUUAACAAAAAGAAAUCUCGAGUGGCAUGCAAAAAUGAACGAAGAAUUUAAGAAGAGGGAAGAGGAGGAACUGAAAAGACAACAACAGAAUAAUUAAUAAAAUAAAUUUUAACCUUUUUCCUUUGAUUAUUUAGCCCAUUUCUAAAAGAAAUGAAUAAAGAUUUAAUUUAAA